AUGCAAAUGAAAGCAUGUGCAAUUUCAUUUGACCGAUUUGGUGAUACGGUAAAGUACCGGUUCAAUGUGACAGGAUAUGAGCAGGCUGCCAAAGAUGAUCUGCAAGAAUGUAAGCCAAAGGACUUCUCCACUUCGAAUCUCCUCACAACACAAGAGCUACGUUUGACAACACGUGUGAAAUGGGAAACCGAAAGCUUCAAAUGGAAGAGCGAAACGUCUGGGCUGGCCACUCGGACAGUUGUUAUUAACUGCAUGUUCGAGGAUGAUGCCAUGAAGCAUUCUGAUAUCCUCCGAAUCGAAGUCUUUGCACCCAAAACAGCAGAUGUCGACAAAGGAAAGACGCUUAAACUGGCAGCGGAGUGGGGAAAGCUAGUCGUUGAUGCAAAUAUGAAGUAUCAAGAGCUCAUUCGCGAGACGUAG
This is a messenger RNA of Seminavis robusta, 420 nucleotides long. Lineage: Eukaryota; Bacillariophyta; Bacillariophyceae; Naviculales; Naviculaceae. The record is from the annotation of a GenBank genome assembly.